Molecule: messenger RNA, 2119 nt
Organism: Stegodyphus dumicola
Lineage: Eukaryota; Metazoa; Arthropoda; Arachnida; Araneae; Eresidae
Gene: UbcE2M
Product: NEDD8-conjugating enzyme UbcE2M
Source: RefSeq, a predicted model, not a curated record
CAUCAAUUUAAAUCUGAUAUCAAUGAACUUAAUCUUCCAAAGACUUGCAAAAUGGAAUUCCCUGAACCAGAUGACCUGUUGAAUUUCAAGCUUAUCAUAUCUCCUGAUGAAGGAUUUUACAGAGGUGGAUGUUUUACUUUCAGCUUUAGAGUCAGUCCGAAUUACCCUCAUGAGCCUCCAAAAGUCAAAUGUGAAACAAUGGUAUAUCAUCCUAACAUUGAUUUAGAAGGCAAUGUAUGUCUAAAUAUUUUAAGGGAAGACUGGAAACCUGUAUUAACCAUCAAUUCUAUUGUGUAUGGUUUGCAGUAUUUAUUUUUGGAACCUAAUCCAGAAGAUCCUCUGAAUAAAGAUGCAGCUGAAGUUCUUCAGAACAAUCGAAGAGUUUUUGAACAAAAUGUCCGAAAAGCAAUGUCUGGAGGUUAUAUUGGCACCACUUACUUUGAACGUUGUUUAAAGUAGUGUAAAAUAUGAAAGGACAUUUCUUAAAAUUGCUUCCAUAUGCCAACACAUUUGUUUGGGUUAAAUUACAUUCAUGUACAUGCAUAAAUACUGAUAUUGAUACUCAUAUUUCAAUUUUAUCUUUUAACUGUUCCCUGCCCCCGUGACUUUUAUUGAAAAAGUUUAAAUAUGUGUUUGUAUGUCAGUCUGCAGUACUUUAUUAUAAUUAUUUAUUAAAGAGAUGUUUUUCAGUAUUUAAUUCUUAUAAACUGAAAAUUAAAUGUUUUGUAUAAGUGAGUUUUGUCGUUUAGCAUGAGAAAGGUGUUGUCUGCAAUAAAUGAAUGACAUUUAUACUGACUGAAUUUCCUGUUUAAAAAUCCAGCUUCUGUUUGAUUUGAUUUGAAACUGACACUGGGAGAAAAAGUGUAGAAAACAUGGAAUUUCCACUAUUGCUCAUUGUAUUGAAUUUUUUCUUUUCCUGUGUUAGUUUAUUGAAAACAUUUCAGUUAAGUCCAUUCUUUUUUUUUUUUUAAUAUCUUCAGGAAAAUUGUUAAGAUUAGAUUAGACUAGAUAUGCUGUUACUUCUAAAAUGAGCUCUUUGAGGACAUAAAAAAUGUUAUUUUUAUCUUGCCCAUCCCCAUCUUGUGCAUUUCAUUAAUUUUCAAAUGUGUUAUGCCCAGAUCAGUGGCAUUCAAGUUCAUGUUAAAAAUUAUUUGCAAAAAUUACAGUAGGCAAAGAAAUCUGAAGUUAAUGGCUCCUUUUAGAGCAAUUAAAAGUAGAGAUUUAUUUGCUAUGUUUUCAGAACUGCUUGUGUACAAAUACUAAAUCUAUGACACUCAAUAUAUUUCAGAUAGGCAGCUAAAAUGCAUUGCUAUAUGUUUUCUUCAGUUAUGAUGACCCAUAAUAUAAUGAAAUACUAAUGUACUUUAAAUACUCUGAUGUGCAAAAUUAAACUAAUGUAAAUUUUCUCGUAAUAGGUCAGUGGUCUAGUCAGUGGUCUGCCUUAAAAAAUGUUGUGAGCUUCUUUGGCCAUAUAAUGAUUAUUAAUAUUUAUUUAAUUUUUGCUUGGCUUUAUAGAACUUUUGUUAUUUUUUAAUGUGUAGGAGCAUGUAGUUGAUUUUUUGUUAAAUCCUUUAAAGGGAAAAGUUAAAACAUGCAUUAAAAAUCUGAUUUUAAACCUUUUAACAUUACACUUGAAUAACCUAAUUAAGUUCCAUCUGACAUUUUUUAUAUUAAAAUCUUGUUGUAAUGAUUGCCCAUAUCUGCGAAUGAAUAGUGUAAUCUUAUCUGAGUUCUGACAAUGCAACUAUCUUCAAAUGAAAGUCAUGCCAUGCGAACUAAUACAUAACUAAAAUUUGUUAAGCACUGCUGACUGAAAAUUCCGUAUAUUUUUAUAAAAUCAGAAGUUACAAUAUAAAUGAAUGGGAAGUAUUUCUUCAUGAAGUUUAGGUAGUCCAUGCCCUUGUAUACUUUUCUCACCAUAUAUACUAAUUAAAUUUAUCCAUUACAAAAUCAAAAAGUCAACACCCUUCUUUUGUUAAAAGUAAAACAUGUAAACAGGUUAUUUUAUGAUGUUUUAUUGUUCUAAGAUUGUUUUUGAGAAUUGAAAAUCGUAACUCAUCUUCAGCAUUUUUAUUUAUUGGACAUGGUGCCUAUAAUAAAUCUGUUUAACAAGCUUCAA